This is a messenger RNA of Rotaria socialis, 1167 nucleotides long. Lineage: Eukaryota; Metazoa; Rotifera; Eurotatoria; Philodinida; Philodinidae. The record is from the annotation of a GenBank genome assembly.
AUGAGUACUGACAAUAAUGAUACUACGAAGUCUUCGUGCGUCUUUUUCAAAGCUCCGAUUCGUCGUGGUAAUGUAACAACAGCAUCGAAACGUCGUCAAGACUCGCCAUCGAAUUCUUCAUCAUCGGCCGAUGAAGAUCAGCCAUCAGCUUCGUCGCUUCGUUCAGUACGGCCAGUAAAAAAAGGUCUUGUUACAAAGAGUACCAGCAAUCCAUCGAAUAAACGUCAUCAUCAAGAAAAUGAGGACGAUGACGAUGAAGAUAAUGUUAGUACAAAGGAAAAAUUACUUGACAUAAAAUUUAAAUCUAAUCGACAAACAGAAUCAUCAGCUCCAAAAGAUAUGGGUGCAACAGCUACUGUCGAAAUUGAUACUGACACUCAAGUUGACCAACAAGCUAUAUUUGAACGAGCGAAGAAAAUCAAUGAUGAACAAAAAGGAAAAGUGGAUGAUAAAAUAUAUCGUGGUAUGAACAAUUAUCAACAAUUUUAUGAAAAAAAAGAUACUGUACAAGGAAAUGCAAGUAGUGGUUUAGUUAGAAAUAAAGGACCCAUACGUGCACCAGCUCAUCUUCGUGUAUCAGUUCGUUGGGAUUAUCAGCCUGAUAUUUGUAAAGAUUACAAAGAAACAGGUUAUUGUGGUUUUGGUGACAGCUGUAAAUUUCUACACGAUCGGUCGGAUUAUAAACAUGGAUGGCAAUUAGAACGAGAAUGGAACGAUCAAACAUAUGGAAAUGUCGAUGAUAACAGUCAAAAAUAUUUUGUGGGUGAUAAUAAAGGUGGUCAUUCAAAUCGUUCGGCUGCAUGGAAUGCUUUUGCUUCUGGUAAAGAUCAACCUGAUCAUCAUCAUCAUGACGAUCAAUCAGAUGAAGAACAUGAUGAAGAUGGACUACCAAUCCGUUGCCCGAUUUGUAGAGAACCAUUCCGAGAACCAGUGAUAACCAAAUGUGGACAUUAUUUUUGCGAGUCCUGUGCCUUGAGCCAUUACCGAAUCAAUCCACUCUGUGGCGUUUGUCAAUCUUCGACUGGUGGUACAUUUAAGCCUGCCAAGGAAAUUGUUGCUAAACUUAAGCAACAAAACAAAUUAAAAGAAGAACUUGGACAAGCAUCAGCAUCAUCAAAUAAUAAUAAUAACGAUGAUGAUAAAAGUGACGACGAAGACAAUGAGUAA